CACGCGUUUUCAACAUAGCUUUAACUUUUCCUUCCUCCCACCUCUGCAUGCUGGACGAAGCCCGCUUUCUUUGACUUCGGAAUCGACGGCUUUCAACUGAAGGGAAUUCGUGGCUAUAAAAAUUCAAAACGCUGAUGCUGUGCUUGAUCUCUUUGUGCAUGGGAAACACCGAGGGCUGAGGUCAUAUGGAGAAGUCGCAGGAAUUCGCCGAAACGAAAACUCGUCUUGGGUCUUGACAUGAAUGGAUAAGACAGGGUGAUAUUGAUACAAUCGAGCGCAACAUUCUUUUCAGACCGUAUUGAACAACGGACGUUCUCCUUGCCGCGCUACUACACUCUCACUCUGGAUGGUGUUCGCCCACAACCUAAUGUGUACACAUACGGCCACAGCAUUGAAAAAUAAGCUGAAGGUCUUCACAUCAAAACCGACGAUAUUAACCCCGACGUUCAAGACACCUUGUACGUCCCUCCCAGUUCCAACGAUUCUGAGCUGCUUCCUCUUCUCCUCGAUACUCAGAGCCUGCAAAAUCAUUGACCGAGAGGUUUAUCAAUCACGGCACAGACUCGCUCUCACCGCCGGCGGCAGAGACGUACGGGGUUCUGUUCAGGCACUUAGGACAAACGGAAGGUCAGCUCGCGAACGGUACCUAUCGAUGGACAUCUCGUUAUAUACACUACUGCUACACGGAUAGUUUCGUGCAAUUCUUCCUUCAUGUCUAUUCACGGUUCUUUUUUGUGAUUAAGGGUCGAGAGUUAAAAAACUUUGAUUUUCACACUCCCAGUCUUCACGUCCAGCGGUUAUCCAC
Marasmius oreades (fairy-ring Marasmius) is the source of this 805-nucleotide messenger RNA. RefSeq lists its product as uncharacterized. The transcript has 4 exons. The record is from RefSeq and is a predicted model, not a curated record. The coding region runs from base 347 to 691 and encodes 114 amino acids. NCBI's taxonomy places the organism in Eukaryota, Fungi, Basidiomycota, Agaricomycetes, Agaricales, Marasmiaceae.